This is a messenger RNA of Spirodela intermedia, 96 nucleotides long. NCBI's taxonomy places the organism in Eukaryota, Viridiplantae, Streptophyta, Magnoliopsida, Alismatales, Araceae. The record is from the annotation of a GenBank genome assembly.
AUGCUCUCUUUUGUCAUUUCAUAUGCAGUAUACUCUGUUUGCUUUCUACUUUCCCCAUGUUUGGCUAGCACGGUAUCAUAUCCAGUUAUUUGCUGA